Messenger RNA from Chrysoperla carnea, 5223 nucleotides. Its product is annotated as solute carrier family 12 member 9. Gene Ontology annotation, cellular component: membrane. Lineage: Eukaryota; Metazoa; Arthropoda; Insecta; Neuroptera; Chrysopidae. Gene Ontology annotation, biological process: potassium ion homeostasis; cell volume homeostasis; chloride ion homeostasis. The coding region runs from base 68 to 3115 and encodes 1015 amino acids. The record is from RefSeq and is a predicted model, not a curated record. Gene Ontology annotation, molecular function: potassium:chloride symporter activity. The transcript is spliced from 12 exons.
UAUAACCAAAUAAUCAAAAUUUUAAUUAAACACAAAAGUGGGCGUUUAAUGUGUCAAAUUGACAGACAUGUAUGCUUCAAAUUUGGGUAGCACAAAUAAUUCAGAUGAAGUACAAGUUUCCACAAUACUUCCACAAAAUAUCCCGACCACAUCUACAGAUAAUACACCGUUAGUAUCAGCGGCUCAUGGUGCUGCCACAAGUAAUAUUCUACGAAAAAUGUCUGGCAUAUUUCGUGUACCAACUCGACAAACGGAAAGUGGGUAUGUUGAAUUUGGACGUUUAGAAAAUCAGCAUAUUGCAUCGUCAAUUAAUAGUCAAUAUACAGAAUCGAUUAUCGAUGGUAAUAGUUCGCAAAAGAAGACAUUAGGUACAUUUAAUGGAGUUUUUAGUCCGGUGGCAUUGAGUAUGUUUAGUGCUCUUGUUUUUAUUCGAGUUGGAUAUAUUGUGGGAAAUGCUGGAUUACUGGUUACUUUAUUACAAUUUGGAAUCGCAUAUGGUAUAUUGAUUUUUACUGUGGCAUCGGUUUGUGCAAUUUCUACAAAUGGAGCAGUUGAAGGAGGUGGUGCUUAUUUUAUGAUAAGUCGAACAUUAGGCCCCGAAUUUGGUGGUUCAAUUGGUACACUAUUUUUCUUGGCAAACGUUGUAUCAAGUGCGUUAUGUAUAUCUGGAUGCAUGGAAGGAUUAGUGGAUAAUUUUGGACCAUCUGGUUAUUUAAUUAAAGAUGGUAGUGAAGGAUUUUUACAGAACACUGUCUGGUAUCGUUUAUUGUAUUGCACGGCAUUGAAUGGAAUUAGUUUGGCUUUGUGUGUAAUUGGAGCUACAAUGUUUGCAAAAACAAGUGUUUUAAUUUUAGCAAUUGUGACUUUAUCAUUGGGUAGUGUGAUUGUUAGUUUUUUUAUUAUGGACCCACAAGAGAUACCAGUUCCAAACGCCAACACCUUAAUACAAAAUGCAACACAUCAUGUUACAGUUUUGUAUACAGGAUUAAAUAAAACAACAUUUAAGGAUAAUAUUUAUCCAGAAUAUGGACGAGAUUAUACAAGCUUGCAUGGUGACCAAAUACAUUUUGCUGCUGUAUUUGGUGUAUUGUUUUCUGGUGUCACUGGUAUUAUGGCUGGUGCAAAUAUGAGUGGUGAAUUAAAAAAUCCAGGACGUUCUAUUCCAGUUGGAACAUUAAGUGCUGUUGCUUUUACACUUGUUAUUUAUUUAUCGUUGGCGGUUUUAACAGCGGCCACUUGUACCAGAGAAUUAUUACAGAAUAACUAUAUGUAUAUGAUGCCAAUAAAUAUAUGGUCUCCAUUUGUCGCCAUCGGUGUAUUAACAGCAACAUUCUCAGCAGCUCUAAGUAAUUUAAUCGGUGGAAGUCGUGUACUGUUGGCCUUAGCAAAAGAUAAAGUAUUUGGAUCAUUUUUAAAUUUUAUCAGCAAAGGUACUUUUCGUGGUAAUCCAAUUGUUGCUGUAAUUGUUAGUUGGGCUCUGGUACAAUUAAUGUUAUUUAUUGGAUCUUUGAAUUUAAUCGCACAAAUUAAUUCUGUACUAUUUUUAUUGAGUUACUUAGCGACAAAUUUAGCGUGUGUAGGUCUCCAAUUAACAAGUGCGCCAAAUUUCAGACCAACAUAUACAUAUUUUUCGGUUCAUACUGCGACAUUCGGUUUAUUGGGCACAAUUGCAAUGAUGUUUGUAAUUAGUCCAGCCUACGCUGGUUUAAGUAUAGCUGCAUGUAUUACACUUGUGGCCGGACUUCAUUUGUUUGCAUCGACUGAUCGUGGGGAUAAAGAUGCUCCUUAUUGGGGAUCAAUAUCCCAAGCAUUAAUAUUCCAUCAAGUACGAAAAUAUUUGUUAAUGUUGGAUAGUAGAAAAAAUCACGUGAAAUAUUGGCGACCACAAAUUUUAUUGUUGGUGUCGUCACCAAGAUCGUGCUGUCCAUUAAUUGAUUUUGUUAAUGAUAUUAAAAAAAGUGGUCUUUUUGUUUUGGGGCAUGUUUUUGUACCUAAAAAUGGUAAUGAACCUGAAAAUGUGCUGGAUGUGACAAUGGAUCCAUCAAAUAAAGAAUAUCCAUUAUGGUUGGAGUUAAUUGACUUUUUAAAGGUAAAAGCGUUCGUUGAAUUAACUACGGCCUCCACAAUCCGUGAAGGUUUUCAACAUCUAGUGCGAAUAUCAGGAAUGGGGGCAAUGAAACCGAAUACAAUUGUUUUAGGCUUUUAUGAUAAUAAAAAACCGAUUGACUUUUUUAACAGUGAAUCGUCUUAUAAAACAGGAAUGUUUGAUUCUGAAGUAUUUAAUGGCAGUGAUUCAGUAACUGAUGCAUUCCCAUUACAAAAUAAAAAACAAUUAGAUCCUGUGCAAUAUGUUUUAAUGGUCUCAGAUGUAUUAAAUAUGGGAAAGAAUGUUUGUCUAGCUCGGCAUUUUGAUACACUAAAAAAAUCUUCUAUUCCUAAGAACACGGAUAUUAAAUUUAUUGAUGUCUGGACAAUGAAUGUAUUAAAACCAUUUGAUAUGGAUGGAGCUACAACUUUUGAUACAAACAGUUUAUUUAUGAUGCAAUUAGCAACUAUUUGUAACAUGGUGAGCGUUUGGAAAAAAUUAAAAAUCCGUAUUUUUGUUCGUGUAAAAUCUGCAGAGGAUAUUUUACGUUUAGAAGAGCUGUUAAAACUAUUCCGAAUUCGAGCUACGGUGCAUGAGAUUCAAAAUUGGAGCGAAAUAUCAAACGGAUUAAUAAACGUGAAUGAAGAAAGAUCGGAUUACGAUGAUACAGACGACGAACAAACAAGUAAAUCACAAUUAAAUAUGAACUACAUCAAACAAUUAAACCAAAUAAUCAAAGAGAAAAGUAGUAAUUGUACAGCGGUUUCCUUUAUUUAUCUACCUUGUCCACCAAACUUCAAAGGAAAUCCACCAUACGAGAAUGAAUUCAUACGAUUCAAUGACAACUAUUUAGCAAAUCAACAGCAAUCCGAUUAUUUUGAGGCAACCGGUAUUACUUAUAAUUGUUUUGAUCGACGCCAAAUUAAUUUAUGUCAUAAUUAUUUGAAAAUUUUAACUGAAUUGACUGAAAAUUUACCACCAACGGUUUUGGUACAUGGCUUAAAUGCUGUUACAAGCACAACUUUAUAAAUAUAAAUUUUAUUUAAAAACAAGGUAUUUAAAAAAUUGGGUUUAUUUUCAUAAGUCGACCCAAAUUGCUACGAUUUUACCCUUUCUACCAUGGUUUUUCUAAAUGUAAUCGAAAAUUUUUUGUUUAAAUUUUAAAAGUGUGAUUAAUAUUUUGUUAAAAACGAUCGGGGAGAUUAAAAUAUAGUACAGAUUGUCCCAAAAUAUUUGGCAAUUCGAAGAUUCAGAUUUUUGUAAGAUUUCGAAUCGUACCGAAGUCGAUUUAUAUUCGAGGAAAGAACAUUUAACAUAUGCCGGAUGCAGGCUGACUUGAAAAAGUCUGUAUAAUAAAUAUUAAUUUUAAUCUGAAAAUGAUAAAUAGUUCAGUACCCCAAUUAAGAAAAACACUUUGAGGUACAUACUUCGUGACCAAGGGGGAUGGGUUCGAAAUGUUAUCAAAAACAAAAAUCUUAAAAAGUUACACAAGAAUUUCCCCCGAAACGAUUUUUUAACAAAUUGACAAAUUUUUUUUCUCCGAAACGGCGGGGGUGUGGGGGUUUUUGUUUAUGAUAACAUUUCGAACUCUUCCCCCGUGGUCGCGAAGAGCGCACCUCCUAAAAAAUACUGAUAUAGAUACUGAACUAAAAAAUAUUUUGGAGAUUGGACUCUGACGAUUCGACUUUUUAUCGAUAUCUCGAAAUCUAUGUUUUUCAUAUCCCGAGUUCAAUGAAGUUCUGAUCAUAGUUUUUGCAAGACUGAACAUUUUUUUUCUAACAUUUUAACCAGAUGAAUUUAACUGGAGCGCAGGGUAUGGGUAAAAACUAUGGCGAUAAAGUCCCUUAAUGAAAUUUUACCUAACAGGCUCAAUUUUUUUUAAAACCUUUAAACCAUUUUCUUAGUAAAUUUUUUUUUUUAAUUUUUAAGUAAAUCUAAGUAAUUUAUGAAAGGUCUGUUAAUUCUACCAUGUUUCUGAAAUGUUUUUCCCGGACGUUUAGACUAAAUUAAUAACAAAAUAAUGAUUUUGGAUCAUUAAGAUCCCGAUUAAACAUUUAUCGAUACGUUUCAGAAACAUUUCGUAUUGACUGCGUUUAAAUCGUGAAAAUUAAGGAUGCAUGCCAGUAACAUAGAUGUCAAAAAUCUUUUCCAAAAUUAUUUGAACGGAGGAUCAAGUUUAAAAUUUAUUUUCAUUUUCAUAAAACGACUCUGUUAAGAUUUAGCGAACGUAAUUUAAGAAUACUCCCAAAAUGGUCCAUAUGGACUCACAGAGAUUGAUUUAGACCUACUAGAAAUUUAGUAAAUUUUGGAUAAUUCAGAAUUAGAAAUUACUAAGAGGAAUAAAUUUUGAGAUUCUCUGUUUUGGAACUAUUGGUUUGCAUAAUCUAACGACUUCUGAUUUUUUUUAAUGAACCAAUUUGCAAAUAAUAAUUGGAUAUCCAAAUUGAAAUAAUGAAGCAUUGAUGCAAAUUUUUUGGAAAAAUCAUUAAAUUACAAUACGGAUCCAGUUAGACUUUUAGAUAAAACCUAGACUGUCAAUUUGCACAUGGUAUACAUUCUUAACUUAUUAUUUUUCUUACGCUUAUUUAAGAUAGAUACCGAUAGUCUGUUCUUUUUAGCUGCAUCAUUCAGUAACAGAGUGGCAAACGAACUAGAAAUGCCCUUGAAGAAAAGGGGUAAUUUAAGUUUGAGUAAGCUGCAAUAAUGUGACAACUUGCACAUUUCUUCACUACACGAUAUCCGUGCAUUGCUCUUUAUGUAAAUUCUUGUAGAAAAACAGAAUUCUUGAGAUGUGGGAAAUUUUCCACGUAAGGACAACAUUCAAAGUUAUCCAAAACUUCGUAACUUUUGGCGUAUACUUCAUAUUUUGGCCUAUACUUCAGUUAGUGAGAAAGUUGUAAAUGCUUUAACCUUCACAGCUUAUCCUACUUCUCAAGAAACAUAAAAGUCUUAAAAAUUAAUGUCAGUUUUCAAGUUUCAAAACUGAUUAUGUUUACUGUCGAUAUCUUGUGGCAAGCAAAUUAGAAAUGGCAAAGGAACUAAUAUUUUGGAUAAAGGAGAAAAAUUUAUACAAUCAUUUUGAUUACCACCUUGUCAAAUUUUAGACAGCAGUUAAAAAGAACAGAUCUCAAGCCAAU